Molecule: messenger RNA, 2156 nt
Organism: Schistocerca piceifrons (Central American locust)
Lineage: Eukaryota; Metazoa; Arthropoda; Insecta; Orthoptera; Acrididae
Product: probable methylmalonate-semialdehyde dehydrogenase [acylating], mitochondrial
Exons: 1
Coding region: 30-1610 (526 amino acids)
Biological process (GO): L-valine catabolic process; thymine catabolic process
Cellular component (GO): mitochondrion
Molecular function (GO): methylmalonate-semialdehyde dehydrogenase (acylating, NAD+) activity; malonate-semialdehyde dehydrogenase (acetylating, [NAD(P)+]) activity
Source: RefSeq, a predicted model, not a curated record
ACUGUGCGCCGUCGCAGGAAGCGGUAGCAAUGGCAACCAAGCUGGGGAGAAUUGCUAGGUUUCAGGUUCAGAAGUUGAAUGGGGAUCCUGCGGUCAGAUACUUUAGUUCACCUGCACCAACAACAAAGUUAUUUAUUGAUGGAAAGUUUGUUGAGUCUAAAACAAAAGACUGGAUAGACUUGCACAAUCCAGCAACAAAUGAGGUGGUUACUAGAGUCCCAAAGUCAACACAGGAUGAAAUGGAAGCAGCUGUGGCCUCAGCAAAAGAGGCUUUUAAAUCUUGGUCCAAUACCUCGAUACUGACUCGUCAGCAAAUAAUGUUCAAAUAUCAAGACAUAAUUCGCAAAAAUAUGGGUGAGUUGGCAAAAAACAUUACCACAGAGCAAGGAAAAACCCUUGUAGAUGCAGAAGGUGACGUUCUACGUGGCUUGCAGGUGGUGGAACAUUGCUGCAGUGUGACCUCUUUGGCACUGGGAGAAACGCUACCCAACAUUGCGAAGAAUAUGGACACACAUUCGUACCGCUUGCCACUUGGUGUAACUGCUGGAAUCACACCUUUCAACUUUCCUGCUAUGAUCCCAUUAUGGAUGUUCCCUGUUGCUACAGUUCUGGGAAAUACAUCAGUGAUAAAGCCUUCAGAACGUGAUCCUGGUGCUUGUAUGAUGUUGAUGGAGAUGCUAAAUGAAGCUGGUUGUCCUCCAGGUGUAGUCAAUGUGAUACAUGGUGCACAUGAAUCAGUUAACUUUAUUUGUGACCAUCCAGAUAUUAAAGCCAUUUCCUUUGUUGGAUCUGAUCAAGCUGGCAAGUACAUUUAUGAACGAGGUUCACGAAAUGGUAAACGUGUACAGUGCAACAUGGGAGCAAAGAAUCAUGGUGUCAUUAUGCCGGAUGCAGACAAGGAACGUACACUAAAUCAGCUUGUGGGGGCAGCAUUUGGUGCAGCAGGGCAGCGUUGCAUGGCUCUUAGCACAGCUGUUUUCGUGGGUGAAGCAAAUGACUGGCUACCUGACUUGGUGGACCGAGCAAAGAAAUUAAAAGUCAAUGCAGGUCAUGUUCCUGGCACAGAUUUAGGCCCAGUCAUCUCCCCACAGUCCAAAAAAAGAAUUUGUGAUCUUGUUCAGUCUGGUGUUGAUGAUGGAGCACAGUUGCUGCUAGAUGGCAGAGAUAUUGUGGUUCCUGGUUUUGAGAAAGGGAAUUUCAUUGGACCCACAAUUUUAAGUGGUGUUAAGCCCAGUAUGAAAUGUUACAAGGAGGAAAUAUUUGGUCCAGUUCUUAUAAUUUUGUCUGUUGACACUCUGGAUGAAGCAGUGCAGUUGAUCAACAGAAAUCCGUAUGGUAAUGGAACAGCAAUCUUCACCACUAAUGGAGCAACUGCUAGAAAAUUCACCAAUGAAAUCGAUGUUGGACAGGUUGGUGUCAAUGUACCAAUACCUGUCCCACUGCCAAUGUUCUCCUUCACUGGUACGAGAGGAUCAUUUCUUGGAGAUGCACACUUCUAUGGUAAACAGGGUGUCAACUUCUACACACAAGUGAAGACUGUUACCCAGAUGUGGCAUCAGAGUGAUGUCACACACAGCAAGCCUUCUGUUGCAUUCCCAGUCAUGCGAUAGAAAGUAUUUCUACUUGAAAUAAUUUUCAGCUUCAGUGAAUCUAGAACUGUUAAUUUAGAAGCUGAAUUCUCAUUGUUGUUUCACGCUACUAGAAAGGUUUUACCUAAGCAUUCAAAAUUUCAAGAUAUAUUUAAGUUUUGCACAGAAUAUUUGUGACAAAGAUUUCAUUCCACAGAAUAUUUCUUACCUAAAUUGAUGUACAAAUCAAUAGCUGUAAAGUGAAUGUUCGAUUAUUUAUCUUAGACUGAAUAUUGUCCCGGUGCUUUUAAGCGCUUAAUUUGUAUUGAUAAAUCUCACAGAAGUUUCUCUUCACAAGUUAAAACUUCUGUGAGUGUAUGAAACUACUUAGGCUAUUCAUAUAGUCCUUAUUUCUAGUUGUAUAUGACAAAUUCAUCUCAAAAUAGUGGCAUUACCUCAAGUACAUGGAUUUUAACUGUAAUAUGGUCUUACAUGCCAUGAACAUUCAGAGGCACAUGUUACUUCAAAAGUAAAUAGUCUUCCACAUGCGAACUUAAGACUGAAGAACCAGUCUUCCAUUGUAAAUAU